UUGACUAUGUCCGAAGUUCGAUUUCCUCGGCAAAGACUAGUUUCGUUUCCUGUUUGAGAAGAGGAAGUUGAUUCUCUCAUUCGCGCGCGCGCUCUUCGCCUCUCUCUCUCUCUCUCUAGCUGGUCUCUUUCUCCGUCGCUUCUUCCAUACUCCGGCGAAGAUAAUUUCGGAAACUUAUAUUUGAAGAGUUAAAAGAGCGGAGAAUUUGAUGGUUAGAAAGGCGGAGACUUCACGUUGUCUUGUUUGCUUAGGAUGACCGGUUCUCUCUUUAGCGAUCGGAGAGUGUUUCUGAAUUUAGGUUUAACCUCUCUCAUGGAAUGGCUGAUCUCGUGAGCUACGGUAGUAUCGAACGAGACAUCGAACAGGCUCUAAUUGCGUUGAAGAAAGGUGCUCAACUCUUGAAGUAUGGUCGGAAAGGAAAGCCUAAGUUCUGUCCCUUUAGACUCUCCAAUGAUGAGACAGCUUUGAUCUGGAUCUCAAAUGGUGGUGAAAAACGUUUGAAGUUAUCUACUGUUUCUAAGAUUGUUCCUGGCCAAAGAACUGCUGUUUUCCAACGUUACCUUCGCCCUGACAAGGAUUAUUUAUCUUUCUCGCUCAUAUACUCCAACAGGAAGCGGACUCUUGACGUGAUUUGCAAGGAUAAAGUUGAGGCAGAGGUGUGGAUAGCUGGCCUAAAAGCUUUGAUAUCUGGUCAAGGUGGCCGUGCUAAGAUCGACGGCUGGAGUGACGGCCUCUCUAUUGCUGAUAGCAGAUUAGGCAGUCCUACCAACAGCUCCGUUUGUGCUUCUCGAGAUUUCAACAGUGUUGACACUCCUUACAGUUCAAACCCUUUUUCAAAGUCUAUCAGAACUGAGAACUCCGUCAGUUCUGAAAGGUCACAUGUGGUAUCAGGUAGCCCAAAUAUGUCAGUACGAGGACCUUCAACAGACGUGUUCCGGGUUAGUGUCUCUAGUGCUCAAAGCACAUCAAGUCAUGGUUCUGGUCCAGAUGAACGUGAUGCUCUAGGUGAUGUUUAUGUAUGGGGUGAAGUUCCAUCUGAUAAUGCUGUUAAUGUCAGGGCUGAUCAGAAUAUUAGUUGUGUUGGUUCAAAGUCUAAUGUUCUGGUUCCAAAGCCGUUGGAGUCCAAUGUGGUUUUGGAUGUCCAUCAAAUAGCAUGUGGUGUUAAGCAUGCUGCUCUAGUGUCUAGGCAAGGUGAGGUGUUUACAUGGGGUGAAGAAUCCGGAGGACGUCUUGGCCAUGGAAUGGGGAAAGACGUUACUGGGCCACAGCUUAUUGAGUCUCUAGCUGGUUCUAGUAUCGACUUUGUUGCCUGUGGUGAGUUCCAUACAUGCGCUGUUACAAUAACCGGAGAGAUCUACACAUGGGGUGAUGGAACGCACAAUGCAGGACUUCUUGGCCAUAAAACUGAUGUAAGUCACUGGAUACCUAAGAGAAUAUCAGGUCCUCUUGAAGGUCUUCGAAUUGCUUCAGUGUCCUGUGGACCGUGGCACACUGCUUUGAUAACAUCAACGGGACAACUUUUCACUUUUGGAGAUGGGACGUUUGGUGUGUUAGGACAUGGUGACAGGGAGACUGUGUUUUACCCGAGGGAAGUCAAGUCUUUAUCUGGUUUGAAGACUAUUGCUGUCGCGUGUGGUGUAUGGCAUGCUGCUGCAGUGGUGGAAGUCAUUGUGACUCAGUCAAGUUCAAGUGUUUCAUCAGGAAAGCUGUUCACAUGGGGUGAUGGUGACAAGGGCCGUCUUGGUCAUGCAGAUAAAGAGCCUCGGCUUAAACCCACAUGUGUCUCAGCUCUUAUAGACAAUGAUUUUCACAAAGUUGCAUGUGCACAUAGUUUAACAGUUGGUUUGACCACAUCGGGAAAGGUUUUCACGAUGGGUAGCACAGUUUAUGGUCAACUAGGGAAUCCCACUGCUGAUGGGAAGCUUCCUUGCUUAGUAGAGAAACUAAGUAAUGAUUGUGUUGAAGAAGUAGCAUGUGGAGCUUAUCAUGUAGCAGUUUUAACAUCUCGGAAUGAAGUGUUUACAUGGGGCAAAGGUGCCAACGGGAGACUAGGUCAUGGAGAUAUGGAGGACCGUAACGCACCAACUCUUGUUGAUGGUUUGAAAGAGAGACAUGUGAAAUACAUUGCAUGUGGUGCAAACUUUACAGCAGCAAUAUGCCUCCAUAAGUGGGCUUCUGGUGCUGAGCAAACUCAAUGUUCAGCUUGUAAGCAGGCUUUUGGAUUCACAAAGAAAAGUCACAACUGUUACAACUGUGGUCUUGUCCACUGCCAUUCAUGCAGUUCCAAGAAAUCACUGAAAGCUUCUAUGGCUCCUAAUCCAGGAAAGCCUUAUCGUGUCUGCGACACAUGCUAUUCCAAACUGAGUAAAGUGUCAGAAGCUAGUGUUAUGCCACGCCUUUCCGGUGAAAACAAGGACAGAUUGGAUAAAGCUGAGCUGCGACUGGCUAAAUCAGGAAUACCUUCAAAGAUAGAAAUGAUCAAGCAGCUAGAUAACAGGGCAGCUAGACAAGGAAAGAAGGGGGACACGUUCUCUCUUGUCCGGACUUCUCAAACGCCUUUAUUACAGCUCAAGGAUGUUUUUAGUAAUGUGGCUGACUUACGGCGUGUGCCACCAAAACCAGUAGUAACUCCAUCUGCAGGUAGCUCCAGAUCUGUGUCACCUUUCUCAAGGAAAUCUAGUCCUACUCGUUCAGUCACUCCCAUUCCUUCGGCCGCUGGUCUUGCCUUUUCAACUAGUAUAACUGAGAGUUUGAAGAAGACUAAUGAACUUCUGAAUCAAGAAGUGGUCAAGUUACGUGCUCAGGCUGAGAGCUUGAAGAAGAGAUGUGAGUUCCAAGAAUUUGAAGUCCAGAAGUCUCUGAAGAAAGCACAGGAAGCAAUGAAACUGGCAUCAGAGGAAACUGCCAAAUCAGAAGCUGCAAAAGAAGUUAUAAAAUCUCUUGCAACACAGCUGAAGGAUAUAGUGAAGCUACUACCACCUGGUGCUUACGAAACUGAGAUCACAAAGACUGCUAGUUUGCUGAACGGGGUUGAACAAAACGGGUUUCACUUUGCUAAUGCCAAGGGACAGCGUUCAUCACGUUCUUAUUCAAUGAGCGAGAGCUCUCUUGCAUCGCCUUUGACCCCUCCCUCACGUUCGGUGGCUGGACAUUGGCGAAGCUCCCCGUCACCAAGAAAGACAGAUGCAAGCAGAGAUGAACUUCAAAGCGACGGUGUUCGAAUCAGUAAUGGUUUCUCAGAGGAUGGUGACACUCGCAGAAACUCAAGAAGCUCAGUAGCAACAUCAAAUGCUUCUCAAGUGGAGGCAGAGUGGAUCGAACAGUAUGAGCCUGGUGUUUACAUCACACUUCUGGCCUUAGGAGAUGGAACCAGAGAUCUCAAACGUGUGCGCUUUAGCCGGAGGAGAUUCAAGGAGCAACAAGCAGAGGCAUGGUGGACAGAGAACCGUGAAAGAGUAUAUGAAAAGUAUAACAUUCGUGGUACGGAUAGACCAAGUGUGCAAUCACAGUUCCAGACAUGAUCAAAAGCAAAGGCAUAGGAAGCAGAUUUUGAACUGUAUAUUCUAGAGAAUUUCUAUCAUGUUAUUUACAAAAGAGUUUGUCGUGAGUUUGAUGAUUUUUUUUUAUUUUGUACUAAUCGAUUCCAAUCUGAUUAAUGUGUAAACCGUAAGCUAACUUCAUGAUGUUUAGGGUUUUCUUUACUACACUGCACUCAGUUUCCGUUGCUAGUAUCAUUGUUUUG
Molecule: messenger RNA, 3742 nt
Organism: Eruca vesicaria subsp. sativa (arugula)
Lineage: Eukaryota; Viridiplantae; Streptophyta; Magnoliopsida; Brassicales; Brassicaceae
Source: the annotation of a GenBank genome assembly